Molecule: messenger RNA, 5226 nt
Organism: Xenopus laevis (African clawed frog)
Lineage: Eukaryota; Metazoa; Chordata; Amphibia; Anura; Pipidae
Gene: slc4a2.L
Product: anion exchange protein 2
Exons: 24
Coding region: 379-4020 (1213 amino acids)
Source: RefSeq, a predicted model, not a curated record
UUCCCAGGCUCAGUCCAUAGUAGGAGACAGUGUAGGCAGCAGCAGCAGCAGCAGCAGGAGGGUGACAGAGCUGGAGGGCAGCAGGUGACUAAAGGCCGGACUGCGCUACACGAAUCAGUGAGGGAAGAGAGCGGUGCAUUUCGGGUAAAGGAGGGUCUUCAGAAGAAACCCAGCGCAAGGAUUGGUCACGUGGCUCUCAAAGUCAUGUGAUGUGCCGGCAGCGUCACGUGUUCAUAUUUCUGUUUUGUACGACUCGCUGUCCGGGAUGGGAGGUUAUGUUGCUGUGACAGCUCCUCCCACUGCGCCGUGCUGAUAAGGAGAAUGGCUGAUAUAAGGCUCCGCCCCCAGGUAACUCCCUGAGACCCUUCCUGACGGGUGAUGCCCUGUCCUCACUUGGCAAUGAACAGGUCCGAGGUUUCCUCUGAGAUACACGAGAUUGUGUCGUCGGCCAUCCAGAGUCCAGCAUCGGAAGGUGCCUCGUUGCCCCCCCAGCAUUAUGAGGAUGAAGGCGAUGUGAUCCAGGCACUUGAGAUUGAAAGAUUUGAGGAGAUUUUGCAGGAGAUCCACCCCAGGAGCCCCACAGAGCUGGGCAAAAGCUACAGUGAGGAGGACUUCCAGUAUCACCGCCAGUCUUCCCAUCACAUACACCACCCAUUGUCCUGCCACCUUCCUCCUGAGCCUAGUAGCAAGGAUGGACGCAAACACAAGAAGCGGCGGAGAGGCAAGAAGCAGGCAUCUGCCCCCGGAGAAAACACUGGAACUAUCCAGGAGGGAGAGGAAGAUGAAGAUGAGGAGAACACAGAGGGAGAUAAAACUCCAGAAGAAGGCACAGACACGGGGAACAUACAGUUCUUCCUGGUGGAUGAGAGUAAGACUGACAGCAACACAACCCUGACACCGACCACAAUUACCCAGGGCAAAAUAAAUGAGGAUGGAAGUUGUUCAGGACAAACAAAAGCGAGAUCUGGCAGUGUCCCUUGUGGGGAUGGAGUUAGUGCUCCCCGCCACUCUCACCGACCACCCCCCACCCACCGUAGCUACAGUCUAACAGAGCGUCGCCGGAUCGGCAGCAUGACCCACCCCGAGGAGAACCAUUACCACCAAGUGCCAACUGAUCCAACAGAAGCAGAGACUUUGGCAUCCGCAGACCUGGACUACAUGAAGAGUCACCGAUUUGAGGACCUUCCCGCUGUCCGUAGACAUCUUGUACGCAAAAACAAAGGGCAAGUAGUCCAUAUCAAUAAAGAGCAUCGUGAGAGACAACCCCAUCGGAAAAGCGUGACACUUCAGCCUCAUGAGGUGUUUGUGGAGCUCAAUGAGCUGGUCUUGGACAAGCACCAGGAGCUGCAAUGGAAGGAGACAGCUCGAUGGAUAAAAUUUGAGGAAGAUGUAGAAGCAGAAACUGACCAAUGGGGAAAGCCCCACGUGGCCUCUCUCAGCUUCCGUAGCCUGUUAGAACUCAGGCGGACAUUGUCGCAUGGUGCUGUCCUGUUGGAUCUGGAUCAAAGAACUCUCCCAGGAAUAGCUCAUCAAGUGGUGGAACAAAUGAUCAUCAGUGACCAAAUCAAGGCUGAAGACCGAGCCAAUGUACUGAGAGCUCUUCUCCUUAAACACAGCCACCCCAGCGAUGAGAAAGACUCUUCCUUUUCCCGUAAUAUCUCUGCGGCCAGUCUUGGCUCCCUUCUUGGACACCACAGUACAAAUCAUGUUUCCCAGCACAGUGAGCCCAACCUGACCGACCCCCUAAUGGGGGGAGAUCCUGGUGAUCAGGAGACCAAGAUAGACAUUGAGCGAGAGAGAGAGUCCAUCCCUUCCCUCCCCUCUAUCCAACGCUCAAAGUCUAAACACGAGCUGAAGCUGCUAGAGAAGAUUCCGGAGAAUGCCGAGGCCAGUGUGGUACUAGUGGGCUGCGUGGAGUUUCUGGAGCAGCCCACAAUGGCGUUUGUUAGAUUGCAGGAGGCGGUUGAGCUGGACUGUGUGUUGGAGGUUUCUAUUCCUGUGCGGUUCCUGUUUGUCCUCCUCGGACCAAGUACCUCAAAUCUGGAUUAUCAUGAGAUUGGCCGAUCCAUAUCAACACUGAUGUCCGACAAGCUAUUCCAUGAGGCUGCCUACCUUGCUGAUGACCGCCAGGACCUUCUCAAUGCCAUCAAUGAGUUCCUGGACUGCAGUGUUGUGCUGCCUCCUUCUGAGGUUAUGGGGGAGGAGCUUCUGCGCUCGGUGGUCCUGUUCCAGAGGGAGAUGCUGAGGAGGCGGCAGGGGCAAGAGAAGAAGGUUUUGGAGGAACCCGGAGACAUCCAGGACAAAGCUCUUCUAAAGAAAAUUGCAGCAGACAGUGGAGGAGACGACCCCCUGCGCAGGACAGGGAAACCUUUUGGGGGGCUUAUUCGUGAUAUCCAGCGGCGGUACCCCAAAUAUGUCAGUGAUUUCCGGGAUGCGCUGGAUGCGCAGUGUAUGGCUGCCGUCAUCUUCAUUUACUUUGCUGCUCUCUCUCCUGCCAUCACGUUCGGCGGUCUCCUCGGUGAGAAGACAGAGGGUCUCAUUGGAGUCUCGGAGUUGAUAAUCAGCACAUGUUUGCAGGGGGUUAUAUUUUGCCUGUUGGGGGCUCAGCCGCUGCUGAUCGUAGGGUUUUCGGGGCCACUGCUGGUAUUUGAAGAAGCUUUUUACACGUUCUGCUCAGCUAACGGCAUGGAGUACCUGGUGGGGCGAGUGUGGAUUGGCUUCUGGCUGGUGGCCAUUGUGGUCAGUAUGGUGGCCUGCGAGGGAAGCUUCCUGGUUCGUUUUGUCUCUCGAUUCACCCAAGAAAUCUUCUCAAUUCUCAUCUCCCUCAUCUUCAUCUAUGAGACCUUCUAUAAACUCUUCAAGGUCUUCCAGGAGCACCCCCUCACCAACUGCCGCCUCCACAACUUGACUGACCCACUAAAUGUAACCGAGAACCUUCUUCACAAUGGAACGGAACUGAUUGGCCCCACUAAUGUGACUGGGCAACCAAACACCGCCCUCCUGUCUCUCGUGCUCAUGGCCGGGACCUUCUUCAUCGCAUUUUUCCUGCGCAAACUCAAGAACAGUAAUUUUUUCCCAGGCAGGGUGCGCCGAGUCAUUGGAGAUUUUGGAGUUCCCAUUGCCAUUCUCAUUAUGGUACUUGUGGAUUUCAGCAUCACUGACACCUACACUCAGAAAUUAAGUGUCCCCAGUGGCGUCAAGGUGACGUCACCGGAGAAACGAGGUUGGGUGAUCAACCCUCUAGGCUCCCAGGAGCCAUUCCCAGUCUGGAUGAUGUUUGCCAGUGUCCUACCUGCAGUGCUUGUCUUCAUCCUCAUCUUCAUGGAGACCCAGAUCACCACGCUGAUUAUCAGUAAGAAGGAGCGAAUGCUGGUGAAGGGAUCGGGUUUUCACUUGGAUUUGCUACUGAUUGUCACAAUGGGUGGGAUCAGCGCUCUCUUUGGGUUGCCAUGGUUGGCCGCCACCACUGUCCGUUCAGUGACCCACGCCAAUGCUCUGACUGUUAUGAGUAAAGCCGUGGCCCCUGGGGACAAACCAAAGAUCCAGGAGGUGAAAGAGCAAAGAGUCACAGGUCUGCUGGUGGCCAUCCUUGUGGGUCUGUCUAUAGUGAUUGGGGAUGUCCUACGAAAGAUCCCAUUGGCCGUUCUUUUUGGGAUCUUUCUAUACAUGGGAGUCACGUCGUUAAAUGGGAUCCAGUUCUAUGAGAGACUACAACUACUCCUUAAACCUCCCAAGCACCACCCGGACGUGAUGUAUAUAAAGAAGGUGCGGACGCUUCGGAUGCAUCUCUUCACCGCUAUACAACUUGUCUGUCUAGCAAUUUUGUGGGUUGUCAUGUCCACAGCUGCUUCUCUUGCCUUCCCCUUCAUCCUCAUCCUCACAGUUCCCCUACGCCUCUUCAUACUGAGAAGGAUAUUCACGGAGCGUGAAAUGAAAUGCCUUGAUGCUGAUGAGGUGCAACCAAUCUUUGAUGAGCAGGAGGGUGUGGAUGAAUACAAUGAAAUGCCAAUGCCAGUAUAAAGCCAAUUGUGCCACUUGGGAUAGGACCACAAAGAUCUGGGGGUGGGGCAUGGACAUUGCCCUAUUUCUGAUAUUCCUCUCGUCCUAAAUAGAAGUUGUACUGGAGAAAGAUCCUUUUGGGGGCAGAAUUUUUGCGGGAAUGACAUUUGAGGGUGGGACGGGGGUCUCUGCCCUGAACUUGUAUAAAAUGCUCCAGUGAUUGGGAGUCAGGUGACAUAGAUGUUUGUUCAAACUGAUCAUCUAUUAAUUUUUGGACUGUGGUAACGCUGGAUCUUAUUACCCAAGAACCUCUUGUGUUUUGGGACAAGGACCAGUCACGGUGUCUGCUAAGGGCCACAAUGGGUCGGCUGCUGUGGCUCCUAUUGUGGUGCCUCUACUUUGUUCCUGCUAAUCAUGAGUGACCCGAAUUGAGGACAAAAUGCACCUUGAGUGGGAAGUGAAAUCAUGAUUGGUUGAAAGCUGCUGCCUCCUAAGGGUAGAGAUUACUGCCAGGCUCCUCGGGUGCCUUCGUUUCGGUUAAUCUUCCCCAGAAAAGUUAAGGAAGGGUUUCUUACCCCACCAUAAAUGAAGCUGGAGAUCUGUUACUGGUCCUCAGAAAAAAGAAGAGAAGAAGGUAGAUAGGGUAAGUGUUAGAGCUAGAGGUCAGUUACAAGUGACAAGAUACAAGUAGCUGCUACUCAAUGGUCAGUAAUGGUCAAUAAUGAUGCAUUCAGAGCUUGUAGUAAAGUCUGUUACUCCUUAAACAUGAUGUUUAUGGUCUAUUGUACAAAGUAGAGGUAUGGGGUGUGUAUCCCUUAGCAACACAAGGUAACAGUCUGUUACUACUCCUGAACGACAGGUAAUGGACAUUGAUAUUACAACUAAGUCAAGGCAGGGGUUGUUACUUCUCUAAAGGGUGAGAAAUGAAUAAUGAGAACGUGUAGCCUCUGUGUCUAAUACUCUUUCCUGUGAAACCCCUAAAUAAAGCAAUAGUAGAGGUAUAUCAUUGUUCCCCAGUAGUAAGCACUAUGUAUUAAUGCUCCUCAAGACUUUCCCUGGCAGUACAGUCAGUGCUCCUCUAGAGAAGGAUUGUUACUCACUACUCAUAGACAAUUGCUGUCAGAUCCUUCAGAGCAUUUAUUUAUGAUUGGGUACUUAGUAUACUUUGUAAACUGCAGUAUUUUAUUUACCAAAGAAUAAAUAUGUAUAAAGUUAUUAACACAUUGA